UUACGCUAUCCCGUUUAAAACGGGACUCAAACUCGAUACGUGCUUUCUUUGUUUAAAUUAUGUGUAUAUGUCUUUGUGCAUGUAUGUAUUGUUUAUUAUUGAACAUUGCACACUUUUAAUUAUAAAAUGA
This is a messenger RNA of Vairimorpha ceranae, 130 nucleotides long. RefSeq lists its product as hypothetical. The record is from RefSeq and is a predicted model, not a curated record. NCBI's taxonomy places the organism in Eukaryota, Fungi, Microsporidia, Nosematidae. The transcript has a single exon. The annotation marks the transcript as partial.